This is a messenger RNA of Colletotrichum orchidophilum, 3120 nucleotides long. RefSeq names its product replication factor RFC1 C terminal domain-containing protein. Gene Ontology annotation, biological process: DNA repair; DNA replication. Lineage: Eukaryota; Fungi; Ascomycota; Sordariomycetes; Glomerellales; Glomerellaceae. Gene Ontology annotation, molecular function: ATP binding; DNA clamp loader activity; DNA binding. Gene Ontology annotation, cellular component: DNA replication factor C complex; nucleus. The coding region runs from base 1 to 3120 and encodes 1039 amino acids. The transcript has 4 exons. The record is from RefSeq and is a predicted model, not a curated record.
AUGCCUGAUAUCAGGUCAUUUUUUGGGCCAAAGGGAGGCGGCCCCCCGAAGCCACCGCCAAAGAAGGUCGAGGAGCCUCCGAAGAGCCGAAGGAAUAGAAAGGUCAUUGAAGACAGCGACGACGAGGUCGAUUAUACCCCUGAACCAAAGCCGGUAGCAAAAGCUGCCGCCAAGAAGAAGGCUAAAGACGAUGCUCCGAAGGGAACUGAGACCACUGCAAGCGAUUACUUCGCAUCAUCCAAAUCUGCCAAAGUGGCCAAGCCCAGACCCGCCGCAAAGCCAGAUCAAGCAACCAAAGUGAAGACCGAAGUAGAGAUCCGGACCAGCCCGCGCAACAAGAAGACUACUGCCAAUCCUGUACACGAGUCGCCCAAGAAGCGGAGCACCAGGACGUUCACCAAGAUAGAGUCAGACGACGAUGCCGAUGCAUACAAGGAUGAAGACGACGAGGAUGGUGAUGACAUCUUCGCCGCUGAUGUAAAGGGUCGCAACAAGCGGAAGACGGACGACUAUGCGGAAGAUGAGAGCGAAGAGGAUAUCCUACCAAAACCGAAGCGUGUAGCCUCUCGGAGUGCCCCUAAUGGCACUCCAACUAAGAGUGCGAGGGCAGCAGCUGGUACAAAGAGGCGCAAGACUCCUGACGAUGAUGAAGAGGAAGAGGAGGAAGAGCAGCCACCGAAGAAAAAGGCCCCAGCCAAGCCACGUGCGCCAAGGGCCAAGAAGACCGACGAACCCGAAGAUUCGGCUUACCAGUCGAUCCUCGACAACAUCCCCACUGUCCGCCCUCCGACGCCCCCAGCCCAGGAUCCAAAUGCCCCCAAGUUUGACUGGAGGAAGAAUGCUGGUGGUGGCGGGAACAGUGCGGUUGUCCCUCCCAAUGCAGGUGCUGCAGAACUGCCCGAGGGUGAGGAUGAGUGUCUCUCUGGAUUGACAUUCGUCUUCACUGGUGUCCUUCAAACGAUCGGCCGUGAGGAGGGCCAGGCGUUGGUCAAGAAGUACGGUGGAAAAAUCACUGGAGCACCGAGUAGCAAGACGAGUUAUGUCGUUCUGGGAGACGACGCGGGACCCAGCAAACUGAAGAAAAUCAGGGACAUGAACAUCAAAACCAUCAAUGAGGAGGGUCUCUUCGAGCUCAUUAGGAAACUACCCGCCUAUGGAGGCACCGGCAAGGGUGCGGAGAAGGCGCGCGAGAAGAAAAAGAAAGAUGAAGAGGCUAUCAAGAUACAGGCACUAGAGAUGGAGCGGGAGGAGAAGGCCCGGAAGGCCGCAGCAGAGAAGGCUGCUAAGCAAGCAGCCGCUGCUCGGGGGACCACAGCUGCCCUUACCCCGACGGCAGCCCCAGUGCAGCUGUGGACAUCAAAGUAUGCGCCGACAGCACUCAAUCACAUUUGCGGCAACAAGGCACAAGUCGAGAAGAUCCAGGCCUGGUUGAGGAAUUGGCAAAAGGCACGCAAGUACGACUUUCAAAGACGCGGUGCGGACGGUAUGGGUGGCACGCGAGCUAUCAUUAUCUCCGGUCCACCGGGUAUCGGCAAGACGACUGCGGCGCACUUGGCUGCCAAACUGGAGGGCUUUGAUGUCAUUGAGAGCAACGCCAGUGACACUCGCAGCAAGAAACUGGUCGAAAACGGUGUCGCUGAUGUCAUGAACAACACAUCGCUCCUCGGCUUCUUUGCUGGAGACGGCAAGAAGGUCGACGGAGAAAAGAAGAACAUUGUACUGAUUAUGGACGAAGUCGACGGAAUGUCCGCAGGAGAUCGCGGUGGUGUUGGAGCCCUGGCCAAGUUCUGCAAGAAAACUGAGAUUCCCCUCAUUCUCAUUUGCAACGAGCGAAAACUGCAAAAGAUGAAGCCGUUCGACUUCGUUGCCAUGGAUGUUCCCUUCCGGCGCCCGACGGUAGAACAGGUUCGAUCCCGUAUCAUGACAAUCUGCCAUCGCGAAGGCCUCAAGCUUCCUGUCCCUGUCGUCGAUGCCCUCAUCGAAGGCAGCAACAAGGAUAUUCGGCAGAUUAUAAACAUGAUAUCCACCGCCAAGCUCGAUCAAGCAUCGAUGAGCUUCGACAAGGGCAAGGCCAUGACGAAGGCAUGGGAGAAGCAUGUUGUUCUUAAGCCUUGGGACAUUUGUCAGAAGAUGCUCGCUGGUGGACUAUUUACUCCUGCCAGCAAAACCACUCUGAACGAAAAGAUUGAGCUCUACUUCAACGAUCACGAGUUCAGCUACCUGAUGAUCCAGGAGAACUACCUACGGGCAAAACCCAUGGCACUAAACAACAGGGGUUACAACAAGAGGGAAGAGAAUUUGAAGUAUCUCGAAUUGGUGGAUCAGGCGGCGGAAAGCAUCAGCGAUGGUGACCUGGUUGAUCGAAUGAUUCACGGGCCUCAACAGCAAUGGAGUCUGAUGCCUACUCACGCAGUUUUCAGCACAGUUCGACCAUCAAGCUUCGUUGCUGGCCAACUCAUGGGAUCCAACUUCACUUCCUGGCUCGGCAACAACAGCAAGACUGGCAAACUUGGUCGUUUUGUCCGCGAGUUGCACUCGCACAUGCGACUUAGGUCAUCGGGAGACGCCAAUGAGGUUCGCCAGCAAUAUCUGCCUGUAUUGUGGGAUCAGAUGAUCCGCCGGUUGUCUGUUGAAGGCAAGGAAUCUGUCGAUGAGAUUAUCGAGUUGAUGGACAGCUACUACUUGACACGAGACGACUUCGAUGCGAUUCAGGAGCUCGGUGUUGGUCCACAAGCUGAAGGCCGGGCAGAUAUUGAGUCCAAGACGAAGGCAGCAUUCACGCGAACUUACAACGCAAUGUCUCAUCCUAUUCCGUUCAUGAAGGCCAGCAACAUCAUGGAGCCGAAGAAGGCUACGAAACAGGCUCCGGAUCUUGAGGAAGCUAUAGAGGAGGAGGAUGAUGCCGAUGUUGCGGACCCCGCUGAGGCAGGCGAAGAGGAUGAUGACAAGAUCGACCUGAAGAAGGACAAGUAUAUCAAGGUGCCCAAACCGAAAGCCAAGAGAGCCACCAAGAAGGCUAAAGCAGGCGACGACGACGAUGACGAAGAGGCAGAUGCCAAGCCAAAGAAGGGUAGGCCCAGUGCCAAGGCUACAGCUACCAAGGCAAAGGGCAAGAAAUGA